GGUCAAGUAAGACCAAAACCUUUGGGAUCCGCUGACUUUGGUUCAGAGAGCGGUUUGAAACUUGUGAUCAAUAAAGAAUUUCAACAACAGAGCGACGAGGAAGACUCGUACAAUUCUAUGAAUUUUUCCAUGAAUAAUAAUGGUAUAGUGGUAGUCAUACAUGAUAGAAUGGAUUUUCCAGGAUUGAGUAGUAAUAUAUACAUGUUACAAGCGAAUCAUGAAUUAAAGAUCGCUAUUAAACCGGAAUUAAUUCAGAAACCAAAAGGACUCCAACAUCGUAACAAAGAGAACCAGUUAGUUCCUUUGUGCAUCGCGGAAGAUCAAAAUACUUUGGAAUAUUUCUCCAUCUAUGGAUAUUCGAACUGUUAUGCGAAUUGUAGAGUCAAGGCCAUGCUUCAGUAUUGUGGAUGCUUACCAUUUAUUUACAGCAACGUAGCUGAAUACAAUAAGAUCAAACAUUGUGAGUUGGAUCGUCUACAGUGUAUUCAGAGAAACGCGAAAAAAAUAAGAAUCGUGAAGAAUAUCCAGAGCAAAGAUAUUUCUUGUUCCUGUAGGACGCCGUGCACUUAUAUGAACUACGAUGGAUUUCCUAACUCGAUAGUUCUAAUGAAAACCAGUUCCACUAGAAACGUGUCACAGAAAAGUACUAUUCUUAAUGUUUACAUGAAUUCGCAAACUUAUCAAGUUUCAAUAACCUUAUCAGCCGCUAACGAAACUUAUCUUUUGGCAUCAGUCGGUGGAAUCUUUAGUUUGUUUCUUGGUUGUAGCUUUUUAAGCGUCGCAGAAAUCAUUUAUUUCCUAUACUUAUUUUUUCGCGCUAGUUUGAAAUCGAAUUAGAAGAGCCAAAAUCCAAAUACAUCAUAAAUACUGACUAUUGUAAACAGCAAUCGACAUGUUUAUUUAAACACUCAAUAAAUAACGCUAGUAGAUUAUAGAUACAGCAAUGUUGCCUUUCUCUUUCCUUCGAAUUGCACCAUUCUGAACCACGCUCUAUCGAAUAUAUAUAUAUAUAUAUAUAUGGGUUAUCGAUAUUUCCAAGACCUUGGUCAAUAAUAAUUCGAUCGAACACAGACUCGAUCUAUUGUGUAAUAUAAUCUGACACAGACAGCAGGCAAGAAUCUGGAGCAAUUAGAUCUAUUUCGAGCGAUUACUGGAACGCCACGGAGGCAACGUUUACCAUCCGCCAGCUAGUAAAAAUAUUUUCUCUGCCGUGUUUCCGCUUUGAAGUUUCAUCCUCGUGUGGUAGUGUGUCGCGACGUUGGACAGAGUUUUAAUAAACGGACCCAGAUACUAUACGAAUUUCUAGAGAAACAACGAUAGUUAAUCAGAAUCUCGGCUCGGUACACUUGUCCCGAUCCGUGUCGAAACCGGAAGUCACGCUUCCUCCGCUAUACGCGCGAUUAAUUUUCGUCGUGUAACGCGAUAGGAACGCUUUUGCAAAGCGUUGUUCGAGAGGCCGUGGAAAGCGUUGUGAAAAUUAUAUUACGACAGAUGGAAAAAAUUUACAUUUAUUCAACAAUAAUGUUUAACGAAGGAACAGGGAAGAGGAAGAAAAGUAUUCGUUUCGAUUACAUUUUGAGAGUUACGUUUCCUUCGCGGUAUUCUAUUUAUAAGUAAAAAUAUUCGAGACAACCGAAAUCGAAGGUAGAAUCGGUAAUCCGAUCCAUGAUGAGAACCAGCAACAAUGUUGCGUAACAACCGUGAAAAUUCGGUCGGUAUCGCGUCGUCGUUGCAUGUUUUUAAUAUCUAUAUAGCGUGGAAAUAUUCAAGAUAGAUGCAAGAUGUAUGUUCAUAUCGUCUAUUUUCGGAAUUGCUAUCGAAAAUACCGAUUUAGUUCUCUGUACGUCGGACAUACUACGGCCGUGGUACAUUGGCGAAAAGAGCUGGAAGCAUCGCUAGCUAUUUUCGACUAAACACCCACGUAUUUCUUACCCAUCGACCGUGUACCCCGAGAUGUUUUCCAUCUUCACGCAAGCACUCGAAUAUUUUUCUUUGCUCCUCGUCCAAUUUUUCUCUCCUCCAAUUUAUUCACUUUCAAUGUUUUUUCGCACAGACUUUGAAUCGUUUCCAUGCUUGGAACGUAUCUCGAUUCGAUCGAAUCCCUAAGAGAUUGUAAUUCUUCAAUUUUCAACAAAGAAAAAUAUGCGUCGAGGCUUCCUUUUAUCAUCGUGCUUCACAAUCAUUCACCUAUUUAUGAAACUACGUUAUUUUGGUUGUUCCUUUUAUUAGAAGUAAGACUAUCUCUUUCACGUUCAAUUAUCGUGAGAUACAUAAAAUCUUGGGAGAAUGGGAUAAGCGAAUGUAAUACUCGUGGAGAACAUUGAAAGAGCUUAAAUGGAUUACGCUUGUCUCGUUCAUUUUAAAAUAGAUUUUAUAUGGAUAGAGAAAAAUGCGGAGAAAAAAAAGGCGUUAAUUGGAUGAAAGAGGGAUCGGUGUAUCCAAUGUAUCCUGAGUAUCCUGAGUAUAAUCGUUGAUCAAUCGAGGAUAUAUGAUUGUCGUCGAACGUGUGAUUCCCUUCGUAUAUUUCUUACUUCAUUCCUGGAACGAACAAAAGUAACGUUUUACUACGAACGUUUUUAACGCUACGUUGCAAGGUAACAGAAUGAACCAUUGUAGCGGAGAUUUCAAUGAUCAAUAGUACAAUAGGAAGCAAGUGUCGCGCAGCAAUUAUUUGUGAAUUAGAGGCGAACUUACCAUGACGAGGAACGUCAAUUUCAAAGUUAAAACAAUCCCGAGUACAAUAACCAGAGGCAAAUCAGCAGGAGGAUGAGUAUAAAGUACGUGGUUAAGAUGUUUUUCGUUUCGUGGGCUGCCUGUGGCAUUUUUCACGAUAAAUGUUUCACGACACUAAAGAAAAAUUAAUAUCAGCAUGCGAUCACGGUUACGUCAAGUUGUUUCCUCGACGGACGAAAUACUCCUACCCAAAAUAUUGAUCGUACUGUUUAAUUUUUUUUUUUUUAUUCUUGAUGAAUCAGUCUCCUUUAUUGUCUCCGUUUCACGGAUCGAUCGAUCGGACGGAAGUUUCGGAUAAAUCGCGCUGGACGAUCAAAAAUGGAGAAUCGAACGGGAAAAUCUGAGAUCAAGCACCGCGCCACUUUGCGUCCGAUCUUCGACUAGAUCACUCAACGCAGGAUCCACGAUACGAACGAAGAUCCCGAAAUUCCUCCAGGAAUCCGUGUGAAAUCCCCCACCAAUUCGAUCACGGAUACCACCACGUUGCACCUUCCCUUGUAACUUCUGGUCCAGGAUUGGUAGCCCGGGUCCCACCACCAUCUUUUACUGGUGCGAAAUCAACGAGUUCCGCCACCUCGAGUUAUAUUAAGCAUCGUGAAUAUUGGAUACAGCUUCAGUGGAAAAUGUUUCGGAUCGAUUCACUAUCAUCAUCGACGUAAAGAUAUUUCGGGUUCAAGGUCGUGUAGGUGGCGAUCAAUGGCCUUUGAGGAGCGUUGCGACAAUGCGAGAGAAAUUAAACGAAAUUUAGAACG
Apis dorsata (giant honeybee) is the source of this 3485-nucleotide messenger RNA. RefSeq names its product sodium channel protein Nach-like. The record is from RefSeq and is a predicted model, not a curated record. Gene Ontology annotation, molecular function: ligand-gated sodium channel activity. The coding region runs from base 118 to 837 and encodes 239 amino acids. Gene Ontology annotation, cellular component: membrane. The transcript has 6 exons. Gene Ontology annotation, biological process: sodium ion transmembrane transport. Lineage: Eukaryota; Metazoa; Arthropoda; Insecta; Hymenoptera; Apidae.